Molecule: messenger RNA, 6418 nt
Organism: Strongylocentrotus purpuratus (purple sea urchin)
Lineage: Eukaryota; Metazoa; Echinodermata; Echinoidea; Camarodonta; Strongylocentrotidae
Product: neogenin
Exons: 31
Coding region: 1147-6087 (1646 amino acids)
Biological process (GO): cell-cell adhesion
Molecular function (GO): protein binding
Source: RefSeq, a predicted model, not a curated record
GAGGGAGGGAGAGAGUAGAAAGAGGGGAGAGGGGAGGAACAGUUCGCUUAAGUCUGGGAGGACUGUCCGCAUUUAAGGCAUUACCCUAUUAAAACCGCUGUUCUACUUGCGGUGAGUCGUAAGCUAGCUGCGACAGUCACACGUGCUGCAGACUGCAGUCGCUUGCACUACUCCUGUUGAACUUUCUGCCGACUUCGGAGCUUCAUGUCUAUACUGUACACUGUGCAUAUAAGCAACACUUGUUUAAUUUGUUUCACAACAUUUAGGCUAUUGUCCAAUUUAUUUUGCUAACCAGACAAUUCUUCAUGCAAAGUUUUGGUGUGAUUGUAUUUUGCGACAGGCACUGCAGUUUAACAGACUAGAGCUAUACUCUUGCUUCAAUGUUUAGCUAAAGAGGCAAGUCUCGAUCUGCAUGGAAUUUGUUGUGAUUGCCUACAUGUAGUUGUAACCUCUACAGUCCAACUGACAACAUGUAUGUUUUCAUUUUUGGAAAGUUGUGAGAAGCCUGUGGGGGAAUUUUGAAAUUCUCUUCUUGAGUUACAGGGAAAAUUGUAUUUUCUCCUCAUACUUCCUUCAUUGACUCCAACUGAAUGAGUUAUAAUGUUACUUUAUGAUGGAGUUGUUGUAAACGGUCUUUGAACUUUUAAGGGGAAACCACUCAGGAAACCAUCAAGUAUUGUGCGGCAGACGUCAAGGAAGUCUGUAAAAUCAAUAAAUCUAUAUUCGAUUCUGAUAUCAUAACUGAUUGAAUGAUCACAUGAGUAUGGUAGGCACAUUCUCUACGUUGCACAAUAUCAGAACCAUAUUUUCCUUGGGCAGAUCAGCGGGUAGGAGCGUAACAACCGCAUGAGUAACACGCAGAGGAGUCGAUCGAGAGCUGAGACGUAGUGGAGUGGACCGACGCAGAGUUUGGUGUGUGGGACUGUGCAGCCAGACAGACCGGCCAGUAGGAGCGGAACAACUGCAUGAUCAAGUAACACACUGGUGCUGAGAGUAGGGUUGUUCACGUAGGUGUGUGGAUUGGCCAACGCAACAUUUAAAGCGUGGGACUGUCCAGGGACUACUAAAGUGAACGAUAUUUUUUUACUGGAAGAUAUUUUUGGACAAAAGCAGAGUAAUUGGCCACAUGGUGUUGGUACUGCUUUUAUGUACUGCAAAGGAACCCGGAGUGGUGCUUAUACUUCAGAGGAAGGAAUUUUGGACAAAGUCAUCGAAUCUCUCUGUAGAUGUUUAGGAUUUAAAUCGAUCAUCAUGGCCAAUCUUCAACUCAACCAAGUCUUCAUAUUCCUCUUGACCACCUUAUUUAUUUCAAGCUGCAGUGCAGAAUUAGUAUUCACAGAAACCCCGUCAGACACCAAUGCUGUUCUGGGGGAUUCGACCGCUUUCCACUGCGCGGCGUACGACCUUCUCCGGAUUGGAACAGUCUACGUGGAAUGGAGUCACAACAACGUUCUUAUCAUCCCGACGGGCCGUUUUUUUGUCUUCCCAAACGGAACGCUUUAUAUUUCGACCACGCAGAACGGGGACGAGGGGUUCUAUAGCUGCACGGCACGGAUCGAGGAUUCACUUGGUGGCGUGUCGGAUACACAGACACCACCCGCUGCCUCGCUCUACUUUGCAUUUCUGGAUGAUAUCUUCUACCACCCGACCAACAUGACCGUGAUUGAUCUGCAGUCCGCUCCAGCUUACUUCCAGUGUAUCACCGGUGACAGUGUACCUCUAGCCGUCAUCACCUGGGAGAAAGAUGGAGUGCCGGUGAUCGAUGACCAGAUCAACAUAGUCAUCUACUCCUCCCAGUUCGGGGCCCAGGAUUCCCUCAAAGUCUCAGGAACCCUCCAAAUCAACAACGUCCGUUUGGUCCACGCCGGUCAAUACCAGUGUGUGGUCACCAAUCCCUUCCUGCCCUACCAGCCCAUACGGAGCCAAACGGUCACUCUGGCCGUUGAACCCAACCCUGGCGCCCCAUACAUCAGUCUAGCCCCGACCAGCGAGGUAGUCCCGACAGGGCAAGCGGCCAUCUUCCCUUGCGUCAUCCUGGGAGACCCGUUCCCAGUCAUCACCUGGCGCCGGGAGGGAGCAGCCCUAGACAUCAUGAACUCCACCGAGGUCCAGGUCCUCCUGAACGGUUCCCUGCGGUUCUCAUCCAUCACCCAGGCCCAGGAAGGGAGCUACGUUUGUACUGGGACCAGCAGAGUGGGGUCCGUGUCCGCCCCUAGCAUCACGCUCUUCACAGCAAGUAUGGAUUGGAACUUUGUGACGGAGCCCACAGACCUUGAUGUCCUAGAGGGGACACCUGCAACCCUGUUCUGCCGUGCUCCGCUCAGCAGACCUACAGCCAAUGUCACGUGGUUCAAGGAUGCCAUCCUCUACACCCCACGAACAGGAGCCCAGAUUCUGGAUGAAGGUGACCUUUAUUUCUCUGGAGCUGCGAAAUCAGACGAGGGAGAAUAUUUCUGCGUGGCCAGCAACGAUUUUAUUCCUCAACAAGUGACGUCACGUUCAGCAACCUUUACGGUAGCAGUUGGAACGAGCAUUGUAAUGCCUCCUAAUGGCACAGAGGUGGUUCUGGGUAACGAGCUGAGUUUGAUCUGCGAGGCAGAGGGUGACCCUAAACCUACCGUCACAUGGUACAAAGAUGGCCGACUUCUGACGCCGGAUGAACGCACUACCAUUGGGUCCAAUGGGUUACUUCACAUCCGAAACAUUGUCGCUAUCGAUGAAGGAACCUACCAGUGUGAAGCAGGCAACCAAUACAACAUAGACACAGCGUUAGCAUUUGUAAAUGUCCUCAUUCCACCUCAGAUCACAUCAAGCCCUGGCGAGGUCACCGUAGGUCAAGGGUCACAGACCACCAUGACCUGCACCGUCAUCGGAGACCCCGUCCCAACGGUCACAUGGUUCAAAGACGAUGUCCUACUCCAGGUCGACCCCUCCGGCCCGUCCUAUGUCCAGACCAACGCCGGACUGGUGAUCACUGGAGCGCAUCCUAUGCAUGCUGGAAGUUAUCGUUGCCGAGCAGAGAGCAGCGUUGGGAUGGCCGAGGCUACUGGAACGCUGGUUGUAUGGACUGUUCCCGAGUUCGUUGUGGAACCAGAAAACCAGACUGCUCAUGAAAACAUGGUAGUAACCUUCCAAUGCAAUGCCACAGGCACGCCGACUCCAGCUCUCUCCUGGUCGUUCAAUGAUGGCGCUCUACCGUCCUGGGCAAGUGUCGAUGAAGAAGGAAGAAGACUGAAUAUCGCAGACACUCUGCCCGAGAGUGCUGGGAGGUACACCUGCGAGGCGAGCAACGCUCAAGGAACGGUGACCGUAGAUGCAUACCUGGAUGUGUUCGUUGAGCCCACCGUGACACCACUCCCCAACAUGACCCUCCAAGCCGGUCAACAGCUGACCGUUGCCUGCCAGGCCAGUGGUCAUCCAGACCCUUCCUACACCUGGCUGAGCGGUCAAGACACCUUGCGGUCCAGGGGUAGGGUGGCGGUGACCGAUAUAGGGGUUCUGACCAUCGGAGAACUGAGCAAAAUUGACCAAGGAUGGUAUAGCUGUGUGGCCUCCAAUGGUGUCGGCAAUGGCAGGGAAUCAUUCUACCUUACUAUCAUUGGUGUUCCUGGUGAGCCUGCUAUCUUGGAAGCUUAUCCUCUGUCUGCCACUAUGGUGUACAUGGUCUGGAUUGCUGGGGGAGAUGUUGCUGAUACAACUCACUUUCAGAUUCAGUAUAGGCUGAGCACCUCACCAACUUGGCUGACCUAUGUGGAUAAUCUGGAAGCCAUGCCUGGUAACCAAACCUACACGCUUCGCAGCCUGGAUGAGAACAAGGAGUAUCAACUGAGGGUGGUGGCAAAGAACGCCGUCGGUCAGAUGCCAAGUACCCUGAAUGUCGUCACCACACCUUCUGUUACAGGUCCAUCAUCUCCUAGGAAUUUCCGUGUGACGUCAUGGAACGGGACAUCAAUCAGCCUCAUCUGGGAAGUCCCGGCUGAUAGGAACGCACCCAUCGAGAUCUACACGGUGGAGUACCACAAGACCAACACUACUGAUUUCAUGAUCAAAGAGAUCCCAGGCAGCGGUCAAGCCACCAUUACAGCCAUGGUAGGUGGCCUGAGACCACUGACCAGCUAUCAACUAAGGGUCAGCGCUACGACGCUACACAAAGGAGAGAGACAGCUUGGUAAUCACACAGACUAUGUGGAGCAGACCACUGGCACAGCAGCGCCUGACGGAGCCCCUACCAACCUGACCGUUGAGGCUUCAUCCUCGACAUCGAUCAGUGCAUCAUGGGAACCUAUUCCUGAACUCUACCAAAAUGGCGCUAUCACAGGCUACACGAUCAUGUAUAGAAUAUCUGGCAGUUUGCAGAACUUUACUGUGAAGGAGGUCACAGGUGCAGCAAACUCUGACCUCUUGACUGGCCUUUCACCUUGGACGACCUAUGAGGUCAAAGUUCAGGGGGUCAAUCGAGACGGCACAGGCCCUGCCAGCGAGAAUGCUGUGGCAAAAACCUUAGCUGAUGCACCAACUGAUGUUCCACAGAAUGUAGUAUUGUCAACUCUCAACAAAACUUCUAUCAGUGUUACAUGGGAGCCUGUUCCAGCAUCUGGUAGAAACGGUCUUAUUGACGGCUAUACCGUGUUCUACAAAGCAGAUGGUACUCCUAGCUUCAUUGAAGACAGUCUAGAUCCAUCAGAAACUUCACUUAUCAUUACUGAUCUGGACAUUGCUCAGGUAUACCAAGUACAGGUCCUAGCAUUCAACAUGGUGAAUGGAGAGAUGAAGAUUGGACCUAGAUCUGCAGUACAAUCUGUGACGACGGGUGAUGACCUUCCUGGUCCUAUCAAUGGGCUAACUGCAUACCAGGAACCGACAUCCAUCAGACUGCGAUGGAACCCACCUGUCGUUGCUAAUGGCCAGAUCCAGGGCUAUGCCAUCAAGUACAUGGCCAUGCGACGCAGCGACCUGACCUCGACAACACAGGCCACUCCCACCAAUCAGACAACAAGCCCCUCCCCCUUUACUACAGCGUAUGAAGGAACUACAGUCGCAGGUACACAGAACAGGACUAGAAGGCAGACAGUCAACACCUUUUCAAACGAGACCCAUGGCAUGAUCGAGACCACAGAGACCACGUACACCCUGACUGGUCUCCUUCCAGAGAGUAGGUACUGGGUGGGAAUCAUCGCCAAGACCAGUGUCGGCUUCUCAACUAACGUCGUCAGUAUCUAUGUCAUUACGGGUAAACUACCUCCAACACCAGAGCUGACCACGCCCAGCCCCGCCCUGACAACCACAAAUGCAACCAUGAUAGUUUCAUCCGGACUAGACUCGUUCUUCAAUCUCUUCAAUCUACCAAAGACAUCAUUGAUUCUCUUUCUGUCUAUCAUUGGCGUUGGAUUCCUGGCCAUCAUCUUGGCCAUCGCAGUCUUCUCGGCGUGGUGCAGUGGACGUCGACGACAUCCUCAUCACAUCAAGAGAAAAGCCACUCUCCUUAUACCAAAUGACGGUCGAUCAUCCCCUGGGGGCAGUAUGCCAAGUGAUGAUAUCAUUAUGGCUGGCCAUUCACGCUCUGCCAGCAGCAGUUCUGUCUCUCGAUCGCACUCCCCCAGCGCGGCAAGCAGCGGCCUGGCCGCAUCCUCGGAGCUUCCCUCGACGGCUGGGACGUCGCCAAUGAUGGAUUCUCAGCCCCUGAUCCACGACAGCAGCGGGAGCGACAGCCACAACUCCAGCCACCACUCUGACCCUAGCCGACCCCGGGCUAGCUCGUCCCCGGCGAGUGCCCAGCUUUCGGUGAGGGCGAUUCCCCCGCCACUGACCCUCCCCGCAACUGCCUCAGUCAACCUUUACCCCACCGCUCCAAACCCAAGAAACGGCAGAUUAAAUACAAAUAAUGGUUUGCUGGAUACUUCACCAGCCGGCUUAGAAGCACUAUAUUCAAGGGUAAACCGAAGCAACCUGCAAGCACCUUCACGAUUAAAGAAAGACAGUCUGGCGGCCAUAGCGGUCCUGCUUGACCAAGAGGAAAAUGAGUCUGACCUCCGACCCCUGGACAGUCCGCCCUCUGUGGUCAUAUCAAAUCAAAGGACAACAUUAUAGCCCGUUCCGACCAAUCAGAAUGCAGUAAUGCUUUGAAAAACAUUAUGGAAAAUGACCAAAGAACAAGAUUGCUAACUCAAAGCGAGUGGUGGUGAUUUUAAAUCUAUGUUGAAACUUUAUUUUCGAAAGUGGAUGUGCAAGCAAAGGACGACAUCAUCAGUUGUGCAGAUGUGUGCGUGAUCAUGUGACUGCAGCGCAAUCGAUGUGGAAUAUGGAUCGAAGUUGGGCGCAUGGAGCAGAUGCGAGUCUACAUCCCCAAGUUUGCUGGAAUAAUUUUCAGUAUUUCAUGUUUGUCCCACAAGCAUACGAUAGUGCCUAGUUUGAUGAGAAA